This is a messenger RNA of Phyllopteryx taeniolatus (common seadragon), 3139 nucleotides long. It is a transcript of the gene eral1, whose product is annotated as Era-like 12S mitochondrial rRNA chaperone 1. The transcript is spliced from 11 exons. NCBI's taxonomy places the organism in Eukaryota, Metazoa, Chordata, Actinopteri, Syngnathiformes, Syngnathidae. Gene Ontology annotation, biological process: ribosomal small subunit assembly. Gene Ontology annotation, cellular component: mitochondrial matrix. The coding region runs from base 43 to 1488 and encodes 481 amino acids. Gene Ontology annotation, molecular function: ribosomal small subunit binding; GTP binding; rRNA binding. The record is from RefSeq and is a predicted model, not a curated record.
AUCUUGCCUCCUUUGUCAAACAAACAUGGCGGCGCCCUAUUGAUGGGGUUGGUGUCACAGGCUAACGUCCGCGCAGAUUUUAAUGAUACAUUUAAUCAUAUCUCUUUAAGUAGAACAGUUCUUCGACAUAACCUUGUAAUGGCUCUCAGAGUGUGCAGGCGUUUUUUGAGGGUCUCGGCUGUCAUCUCCAGACGACUCUUCGUGUCUGCUCGACAGGAAUCUGCGCAGUGGCUUCCUUCCACAGGAAAGGCUGCAUGUAGCUGUGGAAGGAGCAACAUGUUUCUCUUCAAUCCGGCCUGUUCUAUUACAUCAGAUGCAUUUGUGAGCAGACUGCUGAAAGGCAGUGUUGCGGAGGCAGACAACAGCCAUUAUCGCCUUCCUGCCUCUGUUCCUCCAGACAGAGGUGAACACAUGUCGUUAUUACUGAAACAUCCUGAUCAGCCUGAACACGCCAAGGUGUUGAAAGUGGCGAUAAUUGGUGCUCCGAAUGCCGGGAAGUCUACUUUGUCCAACCAGCUUCUAGGCAGAAAGGUGUUCGCUGUCUCCAAGAAAGUACAUACUACACGGAAACGAGCCCUGGGAGUCCUAACAGAGGAUGAUACACAGAUUAUUUUACUGGACACACCAGGCCUCACCACACCGUCCAAAGUCAAAAGACACCAGCUUGAGAAGUCUUUGCUUUUGGAUCCUUGGAACACGGUGACAGAGGCCGACCUAAUGGUGGUCAUAGUUGAUGUGUCAGACAGAUGGAUGUGCAGAAGGCUGGACUUUGAAGUGCUCAAAUGCCUAGCACGCCACCCGAACAUCCCGGCGAUACUUGUCCUCAAUAAGGUGGACCAGGUGAAGGUGAAGGACAAGUUACUGGACGUCACAGCGGAGCUGACAUGCGGGGUUGUAAAUGGCCGCAAAUUACGCAUCCGACCCGUGAUCAAGCCCCCGUGGGCGGAAAAGAGGCCAGAGAGGGAUUUGGAAGAGUCGCAGGACCAGGGGACCACCGGGGACAGUGCUGAUGGGGACGAGGCUGUCCUGACCAAAGAGCAACUGAAGGCGCUGAUGAGCCAGAAGGGAUGGCCUCACUUCAAGGAUGUCUUCAUGCUCUCAUCUCUGGACAGAGAGGAUGUGGAGACACUUAAGAGCUACCUAAUAAUCACUGCCAAGUCUGGAGCAUGGCAGUACCACAGCGAGGUGCUGACAGACCAGAGACCAGAAGAAAUAUGCACCAACAUGAUCCGAGAGAAGCUUCUGGAGCACCUGCCACAGGAGGUGCCUUAUUCAAUGACACAGUCUGUUGAGCUUUGGGAUGAGGAUGAAACUGGACAGCUCACCAUCUUGGUGAAAAUUCACACCAAGAAAGAAAGUCAUAUGAGGAUGGUGAUCGGCACGGCAGGCCAGAUGAUAGCACGUAUCGCCCAAGAGACGAGCGAGCACCUCACGCACAUCUUCCUGAGACAGGUCAAGCUGAGGCUCUCAGUCAAGAUAAAGAAGUGAUGAUGAUGAUGAUGAUGAUGAUGCCGGACUGAAUGCUUUUUUUCCACAGUGACACAAACAGAGGUGCCAUAUCUGAACUUUUGUUUGAAUCUUCAUGAAUCUGCUUCUGAUUGUGUCAGGGAGUAACCAAUCAUGUUACUUGGACUGACGCAGUACCUGCACAGCCCAUCCAUCCGUCCGUUAGUUCAUAUCUUUUGUUCUCAUGAGGGUCACUGGUGAGCUGGAGCUUAUCCCAGCUGACUUAGGGCGAGAGGCAGGUUACACCUCGACUAGUAUCGUCUUACACUUCUUAACUCAUUCAUUGUGAUUCAUUUUCUGAGCAGCCAACUGCAUAUUGCCAGCUAUUGUAGAACAUUUUGUCAGAUUUUUCAAGAUCCACAGAAUACUGUGUUCUAUGAUUGGGUAAACACUGAAACUACCAAAAUACAAAAUAAGCUCCCUUCUUUGACCAGGGGAAAAAAAAAACAAAGUUUGAUUCUUCCUUUUUCUGUUCUUUAGUGAUGCCUAGUAGAACAUAGGUUGGUUUCACCAAUAAGCGGAGAAAACUAGUUCUUUGUGAAAACAAACAUAUCAGGCAGAACAGUGACCUUGACGCUAUUGAUUUUUGCUUUAGUGACACCGCUAAUGUCCAAACCGUGGUUUCCUUCUAUGAAACAGCAAAAACAUAUUAGGAAUGGCUUUUGUUUUCCAAAUAAUUUAUUUACUGAUAUACACACGUGUGGGCGACGCUGGGUCAGCGGAUACCCGGGUUGAAAAUCAGUGGCUUUUUUUUUUUUUUACAUGGCGUUUGUCAUCCUUGUCAUUCAUUUUAAGAUCUCUGUCAUAGUUUGUCAAAUUCACCAAACACACACUCCUGCUAAUGACUGCAACACAACCUGUUAUUACUACAGUAUAAAUAUACAUACUCUUUUCAACUGUAAGAUGGCUAUAAAGUUGUCCAACUUCCAACGUUUGACCUUUUGGUUUUGUCCCUCAUAAUUUUCUUGUACUCAAACUCUGGGCUCAUCUAAAAUCUAAAGUGCUGCACCACUGCUCUCUACUGGGGUCUGUUUGUCAGCACAGUUGUUUACAAGCUCAUAAUUCAAUGUUGGGCAGCAUCCGAGCCACUCGCCGUCCCGUUGAAAAACAAUUGCAGUCUGUAGACUGCAAUGGCAGUGAAUGAGUUCAAGUAUUCUUAGCGACCUGUGACUGAAUACUGUAUCUUCUCAAGAGACAAAACCAUAGAAAUAAAACUGGGAUGGCAUCAUGGUGAAAUCUCGGUUUUGGGUUGGAAUCUCGGUUCCACCCUUCCUGCGUGGAGUUUGCAUGCUGGUGUGGGUUUUCUCCGGGUACUCCGACUUCCUCCCACCUUUCCAGAAACUUGCAUGUUAGGUCCAUUGAAGACUCCAAAUUGUCCAUAGUUGUGAAUGGUUGUUUGUCUCUACGUGCCCUGCAAUUGACUGCCGACCAGUCUGGGGUCUACCCCGCCCCUUGCCGAAGUAGGCUGGAAGAGGCUCCAGCACAAUCAGAGACCCUAAUGAGGACAAUCGCUACAGAAAAUCAAUGGAUGGAUUGUAGGAUGAUAUUAUGACUGGUUAAUAUUAUGACUGGUUAAUGUAUGUAUUUUCAAAUGAUCUUAAACAACAAAUAUUAAAAUGGCCUCAAAAUGAAA